This is a messenger RNA of Helianthus annuus (common sunflower), 1475 nucleotides long. RefSeq names its product ankyrin repeat-containing protein BDA1. Gene Ontology annotation, cellular component: plasma membrane. Gene Ontology annotation, molecular function: protein phosphatase 1 binding; protein phosphatase regulator activity. The coding region runs from base 3 to 1340 and encodes 445 amino acids. The transcript has 3 exons. Lineage: Eukaryota; Viridiplantae; Streptophyta; Magnoliopsida; Asterales; Asteraceae. The record is from RefSeq and is a predicted model, not a curated record.
AUAUGGAAACAAAGCUUUAUGAAGCAUCAUUAUCAGGCGACGUUCAAGCACUCAAUGCACUCCUCGAUCAAGAUCAACUCAUCCUUGACAGACUCUCACUAACCGGAUUCAAUGAAUCCCCCCUCCACAUUGCUGCCAUACGCGGCCACCAUCAGUUCGCCACCGUUCUUCUUACUCAAAAUCCAAACCUUGCUAUAGCCUUGGAUUCCCAAAGGCGAACCCCACUCCACCUGGCCUCCGCCAAUGACGACAUAGAGAUGGUCCAGGAACUUGUACGGGUGGGUGGGCGCGAUCUGUGCUGUUUCCGGGAUCAAGACGGGUUAACCCCUCUUCAUUUGGCAGCCGUGAACGAAUGUUUGGAAGUUGUUAAGGUGCUGGUUCAGGCAAACCCGGAUGCAGCUAAGGAGAUUUCGGAGACAGGAGAAACCAUAUUGCACAUGUGUAUUAUUUAUAACUGUAUUGAAUCAUUAAAAGUGUUGGCAAAGAUCACAGAUCAGGGUGGAAACACCCUUUUGCAUGCUGCUUCUAUCAAUAAACAUACACAGAUUUUAAACUACUUGCUGAGGAUACCAAGCAUCAAAGCUAAUGGAAAUGCUGUAAACAGACUUGGAUUAACUGCACUAGAUAUUUUGGAUCAAUGUCCCCGAGAUCUAAAAUCACUUGAAACAAGAGAAAUUCUAAUGGAAGCAGGUGUGUUGAGAGCAAAUGACCUUAGACCAGCUCUUGACAAACCAUUACAGUCAAUAAUGAAAUCCUCACAGAAUAAACGGAAAGGGUUACUAUCAAGAACAUGGGCUUGGUAUGUGAAUGCUGACCAUCAUUGGAUUGAAAGGCAGCGUGGGAUUCUAAUAGUUGCUGCUUUAGUGGUAGCGGGGAUGUCAUUCUACUCGGGGAUUUACCCUCCAGGUGGUACUUUUUCAAGCACCCAAAAUGGCAUGUAUUCGCUUGGAAAUGCAGUUCAAACAGAAGUAGACAUGGAUCAGUUCGACAUGUUUCUAGCAAACAAUACGGUCACUAUGAUAAUUUCAUUGGUCAUAGUCCUUGUGCUGAUCAGUGGAUUUCCAUUAAGGAAUAAGUUUUGGAUGUGGUUGCUUACUCUUGGAAGCAUGUCCGCUAUGGUGUCUAUGGUGACUAGUUAUUUGGAAUCAUUGAGUAUGAUGUCACCGGAUGGGUAUUUUGGUGAGGCGACCUUUUUAAUUUGUGUGAUUGGGAUGGUGGGUUGUGGUGUGGUGGCAUUGAUUCAUACCAUAUUUUUCGUAGUUUGGGUGGUGAUGAAGCUUUCAAAGUGCAUGAUGCCAGAGAAAGACAAAAAUGGGAACCAGGAUGUGGGUGACGCUUGAUGUUAUCGUAUAAUUUGUCAUUGUUCUUUAACCACAACUUUUUCAUGAAUUUGGUGUUGUAUAGUUUGAUGUGUUUAAUAUUUGUAUAGUUUAUGUGUUUAAUAUUUGUAUAAUCAAUGUAUUUUGUUCUUUCAA